Angiostrongylus costaricensis is the source of this 234-nucleotide messenger RNA. The record is from the annotation of a GenBank genome assembly. NCBI's taxonomy places the organism in Eukaryota, Metazoa, Nematoda, Chromadorea, Rhabditida, Metastrongylidae.
AUGCCCACUCGAUUGAAACAUCCCUUUUCACUGAAGUUGAAGAAGAAAUUCGAAGUUCAAAUACACGUCGACGGUCAAAGACUAAAGAGAGAUAUGUCAAAGUCAAAGUUACGUCAAAGCGUCGAAAAUCGAGUGCGUCGCACACGUGAUUCGUCGUCACGAUGCAAUCGCUGGACAAAAGCGGAGGUCAUAGAAGCUGUCAAGCACACAGCAGAAAGACCAUCAAGCGGAUGA